Messenger RNA from Microthlaspi erraticum, 3069 nucleotides. Lineage: Eukaryota; Viridiplantae; Streptophyta; Magnoliopsida; Brassicales; Brassicaceae. The record is from the annotation of a GenBank genome assembly.
AUGGAAUCCUCCAUCAAGAUCAAUUCAAUAUCUAUAGAUCUAGCGGACGCAACUGAUGGAAUUGAUGCGGGGAAAUGCGAACAUUUCUCUAUACGUGGAUAUGUAGCUGAGAUCCGUCAGAGAGAUUACAGAAAAUGUUGGCCAUUUUCGGAAGAGAGUGUUGAGUUAAGGGACCACGAAAGCUUUUGUCUUCCUGCUUUACCAGUUCGAAAGUCUAGAUGGUGGCGCUGUCCAAGCUGCAUCAAAGACAUCAAUGAUACUGAUUGUCGAUUGCAAUCACAGUUGAGAUCUGUUAAGGAGAUAAAGCUUGAUGCUGGCUCUUCAGCAAUCAGAGAACAGAACUCGCUGAUUGUCUCCGACAAGAAAGAGAAGAAAAACGAUGUUCAGACAGUUAAAAUGCUCAAGAAAGCUCGCCGCAGAGCUAAGGAUGCUUCUAAAGUUAAGAGCAAGAGUAGAAAACUACUCGCUAGUCCAGAGCAGGCCAGCAAGAGAGAAACUAUGGAAGAGAUUGCUGGUGUGGUUGAUGAUACGCCUGACAAGAAAAUCAAGAAGAGUGAUAGGUAUAGUCAUCGAGAUGAAGAAUGUGAUAAUGCGUCACCAGUAAGUAGAAACCUUCUUGGUCACAACAACCGUAGGAAAACUCGGAAGGUUCGUCUAUUGAGUGAGCUGUUGAGUAACAGAAACAAAGAAAGUCCAUCGAAAAAGGAAUCGGUGAGAGGUACGAAAAGAAAAUCUUGUGGAGAUCAAGAAGAGUCCAGGCCUGAUGAUGAGAUGACGAAUUACGCUAGCAGGAUAUUAAGCACAGUUGGCAAAACCUCUGAAAACGCUUCCAAGAGUUGUGGCGACUCUGAAGAGAACACUGUCUCUGGCGCGGAGGAGUCAAGGCCGAGUGUUGAGACCCACGAAUCCACUGACAGUGGGUUUGACAAAGAAGUGGCUAUUAAGGGAAAGCAGAGAAACAGAAGGUUUCAGGUUGUGGAAGAAGCUUCAACAAAGGAUCCUUACGACUACGCGAGUCCUGUUCGCUCUUCGUUUCCUGUCAAAGAAAUGGUUCCUUGUCCUCUGCACACACAGAGAACAGAGAAAGAUCUCACUGUAACCAAAAAGAGGAAGAGGAAAGCUGACAAGAACAGCACCAUUAUUAACUUUGGUAACAGCGUUGAUGAUGGGAAGAAUCUUGUGAAACCGAGAAAGCCAGAGACUUUUCCGCAAGCUUUUGCAAGAAAUCCGAUGCCUCAGUCUACUCGAGAUUUUCUGAAUUCGAAAUGGCUUGACUGUUCAUACCCUCAGCUUGACGACAGGCCACCGCCGGUCUUUCCAUUGCCUUUGCAAGAAAGAAUGCAUUUCAAAGAAGACGAUCACCGUGCGAUGCUGAAAGGUUUAGGGACAAACCAUUUCCGAAACUUUGGUUCCUCCUUUAAGUCUAUUAAUGCGGAUGAUGGGUGCUUGAGAAGUGGAGUAAAUGUUAACUUUAGCAGCAACGGAAAUGCCGUUGGAUCAUCGUUGCUUAACGAUAAGCUAAGAUACGCCUCUUCUACUGAAGUUGCGGCUAGUUCUCUGCAAAAGCAGGAUGUUUAUCCGGGACACGGCAAGGGCAAGGAAGUUGCGGUCCAGGAACUUCCGGGAGCGUCGAGAAUCCAAAGCAAGGCAUCUGAGCAGAUAGAUGACAUUCCCAUGGAAAUAGUGGAGCUUAUGGCUAAAAACCAAUACGAAAGGUGUCUUCCUGACAGAGAAGAGGACAAACAGCCAACGACUAGUGUAUCCAAGAAUGCUCUGCUGAUUGAUCUCAAUGAAACCUAUGAUAACACCAUGGACAACACAUCAAGGCCACCAAAUCCUCUUCUUGGUAAUAAUAACGCUAGGAACGGCGAUUUGUUAACCGGAAAGCCGAACUCUCUGGACUUAUUCUCUACAAGUCAGUUUGGUCAGCCUUACAAUGUAACUUCCGGUUUUGGUAUACCUCUAACCCAAUCAAGCUCCAUCCAGUUUCCUGGUUUAGUAGGGCAGAGCAGUCACAACUGUCACUGGCUAGGGAAUGCUACUACAACAGCUCUGGCUACUCAACAGAACUCUCCAUUCCGGGUGUUACGUGCGUGUAACACGUGCCAAAGUGUUCAACAGCAGCAGUUUAGACAACCUUCUAAUCCCAUUUGGUCAUCUUCCAUCACAUCACCACAACAUGUUCAUCAUCAACCACUUUCUCUCAGUCUCCCUCAGAAGCUGGAUACUCCAAAUACUCGGAAUCUAAACUUUGAAGGAGUCAGCAGCAAACCAGUGGACACUUCCUCUAACGAGAGUAGCAUACCAGCGAUGCACUUACUGAGCCUCAUGGAUCCACGGCUGAGAUCAAACAUUCCCACUGACUCUAAGUUUGUGAAACCAACGUUUUCACCGGUUAACCAGUCCAAGGAGUUUAUAGGACCUCAACUAAGGGAAUGUAGUAAGACAGCUUACGCCGCAAAGCAUUGGCCUUUCGAUCUUUACACCAGAAGAGUGACGACUCCAGAGACUUCUCGUGCCGUUAUUCCACCGGUUGGGACAUCUUCGUUUGCGUUGCAAGGUGAUAAGAGCUCUGCAGAGAACGUUGACUUCACAUUACAAGCUUCAUGGAAUCAUCAGGAAAAGAAAACGAAGAGAAAAGACAACAACUUUGCGCCAAUCUUCAACAACAACAGUCAUCACCAAAAGCCAAUCUUUGCAAGCAGCAGCGGCAGUGAUCCAGGGAAGUUCCAGCUUCUUGGAGCAUCAGAUUCCAUGAUGCUUCCUCUGAAGUUUCACAUGAAGGACAACGCCAAGAAGCAGAAGACGAAAAAGGCGCAGAGCUACAGCACUGUCUCUGCUUGUCCUCCAACGAGCACUUCAGGACCUUUUGUGUGCAGCUUCAACAGAAACCCUGCUGAUUUCACCAUUCCUAAUGCACCUGGGAAUGUUUAUAUGCUUAAGGGUGAAGAUUUUAAGGUCAGAAAGCAAGCGGGCUCCAAGAAAAAGCCAAGCUUGUGUAAGCAGGACGCGUUGAUGAUGCAAAACAAGAACUCGUCAUCUCUUGCUCCUGACGCAGAGAAUGCCUGA